Molecule: messenger RNA, 8453 nt
Organism: Acipenser ruthenus (sterlet)
Lineage: Eukaryota; Metazoa; Chordata; Actinopteri; Acipenseriformes; Acipenseridae
Product: RIMS-binding protein 2-like
Exons: 32
Coding region: 554-6088 (1844 amino acids)
Biological process (GO): neuromuscular synaptic transmission
Molecular function (GO): protein binding
Source: RefSeq, a predicted model, not a curated record
UCGCUCUCUUAUGGUCAGAGUGCAAACUGCAUUGGAGCUGUGUGUGAGAGAGUAACAGAAGGGGUACACGGAGUGCUCACCAACUUAAUUAAAAGCACAGGCGCUGCCUUGCCUACCACCAGACUUCUUCAGAAAUAAAUGGAACUCAAGUGUUUUGUGGGAGCAAACUGCACUGACUGCAUGUGGGAUGCCUCCACAAUUGUUUUUAUUUUUGGAGUUAGAAAAACAACAUACAGCAAGUACUGCUCAAAGAACAGAAUGAAGUAGCAUUUGUGCACCGUAUUUGGCAGCCAAACAGGGAGAGGUAGAGGAUUUCAACUCGUUUGUUUCCCCCGCUGUUAAAUGUAUACAGUAUGUUAAAAAGGGAACACAACGCACAAGAUAGACUGCUGUAGAACUGCUGGAGAUAGGAAAAGAUUGGAGAUUCUGAAGAGGAGCACACACCAUGGGAUCAUUGCAGUUCUGCAGAGCUAUGGAGAAGUGACAGCCCCUGGUGUUUGAUGCAUACCUGCAAAAAUUACAUUGAGCCUGCUUUGUAACAUCCUGUCUGUAGAUGGGACAGUGUGCAUGCAGCUUAGAACACAGGAACAAGGACAAGGUUGGAGGCCAUGGCUGUGUUUUCAAUGACGACUCCAUGCUGCUGCAGGCCAUCCAGAGACUGGAGGAGACCUGGACCAAACUGCACGAGGACAAAGAGAGACAACACAAAGCAAACAACAAGGAAUCAGAUGCGAGCAUGAAACACUUGAGCCAGGAUCAUGAGAAGCCAAGUGACCUGUUGCCUGGCAACCAGAACAAGAAUGAUAGUAUUAAAUGUACUGGAAGCAUCUCACUUGCGAGACAGAAGUUUGUGGCAGUAAACGGGGGCCCGUCGCAGAUGCUCCCUGUGAAUAAAGAGACUGCCAUGAUGCUGAAGGACCUGGAUAUUAAAGCGCUGGAGGAGGAGUGUCAGGAGUUGAAGACGCGGCUGGGAGCAAUCAAGGAGGGGAUGGAGGGUCAGCAAUCGAGUGACGUGGAGGAGCUUCUCAGACAGUCGCAGAAGGAACUCCUGUGGCUACAGAGGCAGCUUUCGUUCAUCUCAGAGAGGAGUUCGCUGUACAUGUUCUCUCAGGACAAACAGCUGAGAAAUGAGCCUCUAUCCCCGAAUCUUCCAGCAGUGACAACAAGAAAUGUCGAGCAGAUCCAAUUGCUAGAAGACAAGAACAGCGCCUUCAGGGUAGAGGUAGCAACUCUAAAGCAGGACAAGCAGCACUGUAGACUGCUGGAAAAAGAAGUAAACAGAAAAAGGAAGGAGUGUGAAAACCUCAAAGAGGAGGUGAAGAAAAGGCAAAGAACAUGCCAGACUUUGGAGAAUGAGCUCAAAGAUGUUCUGCAGGAAAAAAACUGCUUGAACCUUGAGUUGGUUAGCCUUACCCAAAAGGCACUGCAGUAUGACCAGGUAAAGUUAGAAUAUGAUCAGCUCAGAGAAACCCUCAACAUUGUGACUCAGAAAAGAGAUUUGGCUGUGAAGGAGAAGAUCCAUCUCCAAGCCAAACUGGAGAACCUAGAGCAGGUCCUAACGCAUAUGCAAGAAGCUGCUGAGCGGCGGCAACAGCUGGAGUUGGAGCAUGAGCAAGCCUUCGCUGUUCUCAAUGCAAAGCAAAAGGAGAUUAAUCUUCUGCAGAAGGCUCAGGUUGAAGCUAAGAAGGAGCAUGAGGGUGCAGUGCAACUGUUAGAGAACACCUUGGACAGCAUGCAGGCCAAGGUCCGAGAGUUGGAGCAGAAAUGCCGGACACAGAGUGAGCAGUUCAAUCUCCUCUCGAAGGAGCUCGAGAAAUUCCGACUGCAGGCUGGACACUUUGAUUUACUUAGUGCCAACUCCUUAGCAGUGUGCGACACCCCAGGAUCUCCCAGCAAAUCCCUUUCCCAGCUCCUCCAUGCACUGGCCAUCCCAAUCGGGAAAGGCAGUGAAAGUCCUUCUGCGAACAGAUCUCUAAUCUCAGAGUUUAUUCGACCAAUCCAGAUAUCUGGAGACAAACCUGAACUUCUGUCUGUCAAGCCGACAUUCCUCACCAGAUCCCACCCUAGUAGCCCCAGACGUGGAUUCUUGGCAGAGAUGGACAAUGAACCGGGUUCCACUUCUUCUAAAGUGAGGUACACAGGAAAAGUCCGUCUUUGCAUUGCCCGGUACAGUUAUAACCCCUACGAUGGACCCAACGAGAACCCUGAGGCUGAACUUCCCCUUAUUGCAGGGAAAUAUAUUUAUGUCUAUGGAAAUAUGGAUGAAGACGGCUUCUAUGAAGGUGAGCUGUUGGACGGACAGAGGGGGCUUGUCCCUUCCAACUUUGUGGACUUCAUCCAGGAUGAGGAGGUGCCUUCGGUCCAGACCGCAGACAAUGGCAAAGAUCAGGCAUACCUGAACCACACAGGCCUUGGACACGAGAGGGGCAGUGGCAUUCUCACGGACUCCAAAUUUGAUGGCAGCAUGUCGGGAGAGGCCCCCCCCGCCCCCACCACCACCACCACCACCUGCAAUAAUGGGACAGGGACCCUGGAUGUCAGCAUCGACGAGAUUGGAGAAGAUAUUGUGCCUUACCCAAGAAAAAUCAACCUAAUCAAACAGCUAGCCAAGAGCGUGAUCGUGGGCUGGGAGCCGCCCGUAGUGCCUCCGGCAUGGGGCACCAUCAGUGGUUACAACGUUUUAGUUGACAAAGAGGUGCGGAUAAGCAUACCUUUCGGCGGCAGAACAAAGUUUUUAAUAGAAAAGCUCAAUUUAUCUGCCUGUACGUAUAGGAUAUCAAUACAAAGCAUUACAGGAAGGGGCAUUUCAGAAGAGCUGCGCUGCACCAUGCUGGUGGGGAAGGACGUGGUGGUCGCCCCCUAUCAGCUCAGGGUGGAUAACAUCACGCAGGUUUCCGCAGAGCUGUCUUGGUGGCCAAGCAACAGUAACUAUAGUCACGCGAUUUUCCUCAAUGAUGUGGAGUAUGACAUGGUGAAGGCUGCCAGCUACAGGUACCAGUUCUUUAACCUGAAGCCCAACAUGGCUUACAAGGUGAAGGUGGUGGCACAGCCCCACCAGAUGCCAUGGCAGCUUCCACUGGAGCAAAGAGAGAAGAGGGAGAUCACUGUGGAGUUCUGUACGCAGCCAGCAGGCCCCCCUGCUCCUCCCCUGGACGUGAUGGUCCAGAGCGGACCGGCUCCAGGACUCAUCCAGGUCAGCUGGAAGCCGCCUCCCCUCACCCAGAUGGGAAUGUCCAAUGGGGCCAACGUCAUUGGCUAUGCUGUAUGCACAAGGGGACAGAAGGUUGCAGAAGUGAUGUUCCCCACAGCUGAUAGUGUGAUGGUGGAGUUGAUGCGGCUCCAGUGUUUAGGAGCCAAUGAAGUUAUCGUCAGGACAAUAUCAGCACAAGGAGAGUCUCAGGACUCCCCCCUCGCCGUCAUUCCACACAGCCUUCUAUUGCCUCCUGUCCCUCACCCCCGCUCUGCUCCCAACCCAAAGCCAUUAGCAAGUGCCAGAGAGCCAGAAACCAAAGAGGAGCCCGGCACUGUUCACAGUGCGCGGCUGACUGAGCCGUGGGAGCCGGCUCGCUCCCCCUCACCCAUCCACCCCGGUCACUCCCUGGAGCCGCCGCACUUCCACAGCCCCUCGCAGGACCGCAGGUCCCCCUCUCCCCAGAGAAUCCUCCCGCAGCCUCAGGGAGCCCCCAUCCCCAACACUGUGGCCAAGGCCAUUGCCAGAGAGGCAGCACAGAGGGUUGCCGAGAGCAACAGGAUGGAGAAGAGGAAUAUCUUCAGUGAAAGAAGUACUGCUAUUCACCCACUGAACUCCGACGAGGAGGAAGAUGGGUAUGAGUCUCCACACAGGAAGAGGCAGGGGGCUUCCGUGGACGAGUUUCUGAGAGGCUCGGAACUGGGGAGACAGCCUCUCCAGUACAGCCACAGCGAGGAUUACCAGACUGAGAGCAGCCGCGGCUCUGACCUGUCUGACAUCAUGGAGGAGGAUGAGGAGGAGCUGUACUCGGAGAUGCAGCUGGAGGAAGGCGGGCGGAGGCGCAGCAUCACCUCUCACAGCGCUCUCAAGGCUACUUGUAAGCAUAACAAUACAAACGAAGAGGAUUUCGAAAUACAGCUCGAAAUGUCACCCCAAAAACAACGUUGCAGUAAAAAACUUUUCAGUAUCCCAGAAGUAGCAGAGGAUGACUGUGACACAGGCGAAACGAGCCAGAGUAAGAAGCUGGAGGAGGGUUAUGGUGCUGUUUCCAGAAACACUAAAGACAUUAAAGGAAGAUGUAGUGCCUCCAUCAAGGUCUACAACCAGCAUGUCAGAAAACAGUAUUUCUUGUCCCCCACCAAAUGCAAUGUUCUCCAGAAACAAAGAGCUGCAGCAUACGCUCGUGGAAUGGAAAGCUGCUCAGCGUAUGAGGAGCGGGGUUGCAUCAGGUCAAGCAGACAGAGCACUCGAAGCCCUGAUAGCGGUCUGGACUGUGGCAGUGAGGAAGAGGAGGCUCGCUCCCUCAAUUACAAGAUUUAUUGCAAUCUGAGCCCCUUCAAAGGUGCAAACUCUAAUUAUAAUUCAGACAGCUCCUCAGAGGGAAGAAACACUGCGCAGGCCAGCGGGCGAAAGCGAACUUUGACCAGACAAAGCAGUGUCGAAGAAGACUUUGGUGACGAGCCCUUGUCAGUGGCUAAAACUGUGCACGUCGCUGACUUUAAAACGCAGGAUGUCAAAUGCAGACACGACAAGGAUGCUCUGCUGAAAAGUUAUAGGAAGGACUUAGUCUCGAACGACGCGAGACACAGUGCCUCAAGGACAGAAUCGAAAGCAAAUCAGAAAGACUUAGAGGCAGCAAAUACUGUUGCAAAGCUGGCCAACAGGGAAAUUGAAGACAGUCCGAUUUUAGGUGACCCUUCCUCCACAGGACGAGCAGACCGGAUGGAUCACUCAGGUCGACGGCUGUCUCACGGCAGUGCAGUCCAGCAGCGGCCCCGGCCCAUGAUGGUCCCUUCCAUUGAAAUCACCAUGGACAGUAACAGUGAAGCCGGACGGUCCCGGCCAGGGGGUCAGAGGAAUAUGUCACCUGUCAAGGAGGAUGUUUACUAUCGCACUGUACCUGGACACAGGAAAUGGCCAUUACAACGCGGUAUGGCCUCUGAGCAUCGAUAUGAUGGUUACGGCGGCCGAGAACGGCACUCUCCAGAGUUCUAUGAAGAAUCCGAGCCAGAGGACACGUCACGAAUAUUCGUCGCCCUGUUUGACUACGACCCCCUCUCGAUGUCCCCCAAUCCCGAUGCUGCGGACGAAGAGCUGCCCUUCAAAGAAGGACAGAUCAUAAAGGUGUAUGGAGAUAAGGACACCGACGGAUUCUAUAGAGGGGAGAUCUGUGGGAGAGAUGGCCUUAUCCCUUGCAACAUGGUCUCUGAAAUCCAAACAGAUGAUGAUGAAAUGAUGGAGAAACUCAUCAAACAAGGAUUCCUCCCCCUCAACACCCCCGUAGAAAAAAUAGUGAACUGUGAUCGUUUCAAAGACAGUGCGCGUUCAGUUAACCGCAGGUCCCGAAAGUCUAAACGAGAACGGAACAGACGGAGUGGCAGACAGCACUCCGUAUCCACCACGAGGAUGGUCGCUCUCUACGACUAUGACCCGAGAGAGAGCUCCCCAAAUGUUGAUGUUGAGAGAAAAAGGGAGAGAGAAUUUGGCAGAGAGAGGCUGAAACUUGAGGCUGAACUAACAUUCUGUGCAGGCGACAUCAUUACUGUGUUUGGAGAAAUCGAUGAAGAUGGAUUUUAUUACGGAGAAAUUAAUGGACAUAAAGGUCUUGUUCCUUCAAACUUUCUUGAAGAAGUGCCUGAUGAUGUGGAAGUCUAUCUCUCUGAAACUCCCUCUCGACAUGCCCAUGACACCCCAGUGCGGACAAAGACCAAAAGGGUGCCCUCAGAAAACGCUGGACCCUCCAGGAGAGCCCCCUCUCCUACUGUACACCCCGGAUCUGGACCAGGAACAAUGGGGAUGGGAAGCCCUAUUAGGGGUAGAGAAUUCUCCUCCAAAAAGAAAAAGGGGCUGCUCUCAAAAGGGAAGAAACUAUUGAAAAAACUUGGAGCAGUAAAAUAAGUUUUUAUUUAUAAAUAUUUAAGUAUUAUGGAAUAAGAGUAAAAUCUCCCAGUCUUGUAAUUUUAAAAUUAAUGAAUAGGUGUCAAAACUAGUUUUUUCAUGACUGCUGUCAACUAGUCAAGAGUACUGUAGGGUACAAGUUUAGGCUGAGCCAGAAGGUACAUUUUUAUUUCAAUCCAGGGAUUAACAGCUGAUGGUACAAGGACCAGAUGUCACAAAUGUUAUGCAAUUUCUACAAGUGUUUCAAAGCUGCUGAAUUAGCAGCAAAACUAGAAGGGCAUUUUAAAACUUGUUUUCCCACGUUUUAAACGCAACUUAGAAUGGUCAAGUAAUACACAAAACCCUUUUUGUUACCACCUCAAAAGCCAUCACAUGCUGCCCUUGUCCUGUUUACAGAAUCAUUUUGUUGCAUUCACGACCUUGCGUUCUAGUGUUCCUGUACUGAUUUAAAGCAAACACCAAUUACAGCACUCCGUGAAACAAUGGUACAAACCAUACUUCCCUGUUAUUACAAUGGUUUGAUAAAUGUUGCAUGUAGAGAAGGCAGCUUUCUGCACCUUAACGUUGGGUGCUUGAAUAUCAGAAAUGUGUCAUGACUAAUUCACAUUAAUGUGGGUAAUAUGUAAUGGUUGCAAAUCUAAUUAUGCCUUGAAAUGCAAUGUAUUGGAUUUUUCUAGAGCUGAAAUUCAUUGUUGGACUUUUCCCUGCAUCUUUGCAACAGGACCACCCUUCUCUAGAUUCUCUGCAUUAGGCCCACAUUGCCUACAUAUUGUCUGGGUCCACAGAAAUGCAGCAUGGGUUUUUGGUACCUGAACUUGGAAGAAAAACAUAAUUCCCUUUGAAUUAGCAUGUCCUUCCCAGUUAAUAAAACAAAUUAAAUUCAGUCAUGACUAGUUUACCAGUAUUAAACAGGUCAUGAAAUCUCUAGUUGAAACCAGCCUUGAUGUCUGCCUUAUAAAUGCACAACAAUGGUUUGUACUGUGUCCAGUGAAUGGAGCAAGUAUAAUGUGUAUGUACUGUGUGCAUUCUGUUCUUUCAUUCCAUCACUAGAAAAAAAAAAUGUAGUUAAGGUGAUGUGAUCAAGUGAUGUGCUGCUGAUUACAUUUCAAUGUAUAACCUCUUGGGGGUGGUAUAAAAUAAUUAUCCACAAUAUUCUGUCAAAGACUAAAUUCCCACUGCAGACCUACACUUUGUUCUAAAGGAUCUCAAGCUUUUGGCACAAAAAUUGCCGUUGAAAUACUAAACAAACCUAAGUAAAACGUUUUCAACUUAAAAUGAUCUAGCCAAUUUGUUGCAAGGAAACCAAAGCACUGUAACCUGGCUUUCAUAUAAGGUUUACAAUAUUCACUCUAUGUUUUUAUUCCUGUCGCUUGAUCAGUCAGGAUUGAAAUUGUUAGCAGUAUUAAACAUUUGUUAUGCAUUUUCUGCCUAAUGGCUCCUACAUUCCAACACAUGUUUAAACUUGGCAAUUUUGGUCCAAUACAGAAAGCCACAAAAUAUUUGGGUGGGGAAACAUUUACUUUUAGAUUAGGUGUUCUUAACAUUACUUGCAGUAGUUAUUUAUCGAAAGCCCUUGGCCAACACCUUCUCCCGUUUAGCUGCUUAAGUUUGUUUUAACAUCCAUAUCAAUUUGCUUAAAAAGACAAGCACAUAUCCCUCCCCCAUUUUCCUCAAACUUACAAGAUGUUGAACUGUAAAAGACACAUUAGUGUUAAAUAGUCAAAUGUUUAAAAAACACACAUCUAAAAAUAAGAUCAGACCGCAAAAAGAGAAAACUUACUGUAAUACUUAAGAUACACAUUUAGCCAAAACAAAACAGGCUUUUUAUCCAUACUCCCUUAGAUGUGUUUUUGUAACCCAUAAUUCACAGUACUCUAGCAUUGCUUGAAUACAUAGUUUGAGUGACCGUUGCUCUUUUGUACUUUGUCCACUUGUAAAUUGUUUUUAAAUGUUUAUACUUGAUUUUCAGACUGCCUUUUUUGUAAAUUCAAAUUUAUAAUCAGUUAAAGCUUUCCCCAUGGUGUCUUCAAGAAACAUGUAACUUGUAUAAAGUCUGCAGUUGUGUGCUAGCUUUAUGAAUUUACAAAACUCAUUGGCCGAUGUUUGUGGUAAUCAAUUAUUGUGAGUGUGUGCAUGUGUAAAUGUGUAAUAUACAUUUUUAUAUAAAUAAAUUUAAUAUUUUUUAGAACAGCAUUUUAUAGGAUUUUCUUUUAAAGUUCCACAAAUACACUGGGUAUUUUAAAUGCAGAUGAAUAUCAGAUACAAGGAGAAAGUCUAUGGUACAAACUUAGUACCAUAAACUUAAAAGUUGGUUUCACCCCUAUACAAUUUUGACCAGUUUGAUGAUGUAAAUAAAAUUAGAUUA